This is a messenger RNA of Helianthus annuus (common sunflower), 1753 nucleotides long. RefSeq lists its product as uncharacterized. The transcript has 6 exons. Lineage: Eukaryota; Viridiplantae; Streptophyta; Magnoliopsida; Asterales; Asteraceae. The record is from RefSeq and is a predicted model, not a curated record. The coding region runs from base 963 to 1532 and encodes 189 amino acids.
UUAAAGGAGAGAAAAUGGUGGUUUUUAGUAUAAUUUAGGGUGAAAAUAUGGUUGAAUGGAUGUGAAUACUCUUAGACCGUGGGGUAUGGUGGGGCGUGGGUUAGGGGCAUGGUGAGACGCGUGGAGUAUGGGGCACCCAAGACCAAAAACCAAUUUCAAAGAGGUAUGGUGGGGCGUGGCUGGGUUGGCGUGGCUAGUGCUCUUGGCCAAUGAGGUUUCACCAUGUCAUGUGGGUAGCCCCGCCCAACGCCCGGGCUGCAUCCUACGCCAACAGAGCCACGCCCAAACCCAAACCCAAACCCACCCGGGAUGAUGACUUGGGCGUUUCUCUCCAACCCACGCCCAACCCCAUAGUGUUAGGGCUUUAUUAUAUUUCAAUUCAUUCUAUUCUUAAUUUAUUAAUAUAUUUUAAUGCUGACCAUGUUGAUUGAAUGUUAAGGUUUCUUUCAGUCACUCGUUUAUGUUUAUCAUCAAUAGUAUUGGUAAUAUUGGCAAAUUAUUAAUUGAUGAUUGUGGUUCUUCUUUAUAUAUAAAUAACUUUUGUCAUAUGUACACCAAUAUUAAGUUACAAUACCAAAAAUAUCUCUGUUACGAUGAAUCAUUCAAAACAGUUUAACUACUUGUUCAAUGUGUUAAAAGGUUUCAGUUCUAACUUCAAAACUACUAAUAAUUAGGGGUGUAAAUAAGGCAAGACGAGCCGAGCUCGACUAUGCUUGAGCUCGUCUAACUUAUGAAGGCUUGAACUCGUGCUCGUUUAACUUAUGAAAGCCUGAGAUCGGCUUGAUUCGAGCUUUUUUCUAAUGCUCGAGCUUGGCUGAUCAGUUAACAACGAAGAACUCACAAAAUUUGAUUAUUUUGGGUUAGCUAAUUACAAUUGACUGCUACUAUUAGUUGAAUUUGAGGCGGUUAUACAGUUAUGUGUCAACGGUUGGGCGGAUGUUUGCUUUGUGCAUUGGUUCACAAUGUAUUUAUAUGCAGCUGGGGAACGGGAGGGUUUAAAUAAUACUGCAUAUUUUCAUCCUCGUUAUAUUGAAGGUGAACUUGUCUUAGAUGAUGUUGACUUUGUGAUUGACCACAUAAAAAAGGUUAUCUCUUUUGAUAAGGACAAACAAUGGUUUAUUGAACCAUACAUAGCCGGGAAACACUGGGUAUUAAUUAUACUUCAACAUCAUCCGGUAUAUAAAACUUGGAAGGGUUACAUAUUUGAUUCACGUAAAGGUAAAGGUAAAGGUAAAGGUAAAGAUGAUGAUGAUUAUUCAUGUUACGAGAUUACAACAUUAUUCGAACAAGCCAUAGAAGAAAAUAUGACGUGGGCUAAGGUUAAACGUCGUCUACAACCUAAUGGAUGGGAGUGCGGUUAUUUUCUUAUGUUGGCUAUGUAUGAUUUUGUGAUUUGUAACAGAGAACAUAUGUUGGCAAAUAAAACUAAAAUGGUUCGUCAAGGUGAAAUUGAAAUUGAUGAAUUUGUAGAGCGUACUUUAAAGGUGUUUAUAUCAUCUUUUGGUGACGUUGAGGAUGAGAAGGAUCAAUGAAGUGGCAAAGGAAUUCUGGUUAGCUGGUGUUACUUAGAAGAGCUUGUGGUGGAUGAAGAAAGUUGCACAAAGUCAAAGGUUUUUCAAGUGUUUUUUUGCAUGGGUGUAAAACUGAAUGAUUCUAUGUUUUUUUUUUAUAUUUUUUUCUUUGUUAAAUUGAAUGCUUUAGACUAACGGGUCAAGAUGGAUUCUUUAGCUAUUUAUAAAACGGUUCAUUGUUU